AUGCAUAGAGACCAAAGGUUCAACCGGAAGGCAGUGGGACCUCCAUUUGCUAAUCAAGGGGGUGACAACUGCAUGCAUCUCCCACUUUCAUCUUCCUUUCCUGAGAACAUACCUCCAGCUGCAGAUGACUUGUUGCCUAUAUAUGGUGUUGAAUUUCAGCCAUCUGAGGUCUGUCCAAGGAAUUUCGUAAUUGUUGAUCAAACUGAUCAUCACAGUCAAAUAAUGUUCAACCCUGAAAUUGGCCACAAAUUCGCUGCUCCCAACUUCAAUGUCCCCUCAAGUUUCAUUCAUGAGAGGAGCUUUAUGGGGAAAGAAGAUGCCCUUGAUCUUGAGAAGGAGUUGUCAUCGUGGAAGGAAGAUUCUGAUGAUAUUGAUGCACUGCUAAGCUUGGAUGUGGACGAUGAUGGUGAUGAAGAAGUCGAGGAUGAAGAUGAGGUCAGCACUGCAAGGACAUAUGGGAGCAGCUCUCCUGAUUCUUGUAGCAACUACUACCAUCACAACAACUCUAGGAGCAAUGUUUGUUCAUCUGUUCAAAAGUCAUUCGCUGGGGGUAGUAGCAGCAACAGCAGCGAGAAGAAACAGUUAAAGAUGAAGAGGAUGGUGAAGGCACUGAAGGGAAUCAUUCCUGGCGGGGAGCAAAUGAAUACCGUUACCACUAUAGACGAAGCAGUCAAGUAUCUCAAAAUGCUCAAGGUUGAAGCACAGAAGCUUAGAGUGGGGAAAUUUAAAGACUACAACUAA
This is a messenger RNA of Linum tenue, 741 nucleotides long. NCBI's taxonomy places the organism in Eukaryota, Viridiplantae, Streptophyta, Magnoliopsida, Malpighiales, Linaceae. The record is from the annotation of a GenBank genome assembly.